Messenger RNA from Hydra vulgaris (swiftwater hydra), 11127 nucleotides. Its product is annotated as centromere protein F. Gene Ontology annotation, cellular component: chromosome, centromeric region; nucleus; spindle pole. Gene Ontology annotation, molecular function: microtubule binding; dynein complex binding. Gene Ontology annotation, biological process: mitotic cell cycle; regulation of G2/M transition of mitotic cell cycle; metaphase chromosome alignment. NCBI's taxonomy places the organism in Eukaryota, Metazoa, Cnidaria, Hydrozoa, Anthoathecata, Hydridae. The record is from RefSeq and is a predicted model, not a curated record.
AAAAAAUAGCGGGUUUUUUUCCUGAUAAAUAAAUAAACCAAAUAUACAUUUAAUUUAAUAGUUAUAGUAAAAUAAUUUGCGUCUCAAAGAAAAUCAAUAGUAACAAAUUCUUUGAAAUAAAUUACUAUAUUAAAUAAUCAGAAAAAAGAUUCUUAAAAUGUCUGAAAAGAAUAGUUGCUGUUAGGAAACACAUAUAAGAUUUUGUAUAAAAUGAGCUGGGCUCAAGAUGAAUGGAAAAAUAAUUUGUCUCAUGUUGCAAUUCAGAAAAUUGAUGCCAUUGAACGCCAGAAUGAUCAGCUCAAGCGUGAGGUACAACAAAAAAAGUUUCUUUUAGAGAAUGCUGAAGUUGCUCUGGAGCAACAAAAAAGUAAAACUGCUCAAGAAAAGUCACAAAAUGCAAUUCUUCGUAAAGAUCUUCAGGUUUUAGAAGAGAGAUGCAGGGAAAGUGAAAUAACCAAAGAAAAAGUUUUGCAUGAUAUGCAGACUAAAGACAAUAGAAUAAAUUGCUUAGAUAGUCAACUGAUAAAAUUUAAGGCAGCACUUGAAGAAGAGUCAUUGAAGUUAGCAAAGUUACAGACUGAGCAUGAGCAAGAAAUUUUGGUACGAAAUAAAGCUCAAGAUCUUUUAAAACAAAAAGAAAAUGACAUUGAGAAGUUGAAGCAAAGAUUAAGCAGCUCUUCUGAAGAUGUUUUCAAACAGACUAAUGUUUUACAGACGACAGCUGUAGAUUCCCUCAUAUCUUUUGAUGAACCAGCUGUACAAACUACUUAUUGUGAAAAAAUUUCUGAACCAUCUUUAUCUGAGUCUCAGAAGAAAGUAGGCAUGCAAAGUUCCGUUUACAAUAUUUUUGGUGAUAUUGACAUAAAUCAAACAAAUAAUGAAUUCAGUUCUAAUGAAUCCGUGAAGAAGCAGUUAGCUGAUUUAGACACAAAGUUCAAAUUGAAACAAGCAGAAAUGACAAAACUUCAACAGCAGUAUACUGACACUUGCUUUUCACUUGAUAAACUAAAAAUGGAGUUCAAUAGCAAUUUAUCCGAAAUGACAAAAGUUAAUGACGAAGUUGUAAAGCUUAGAGCUAAUUGUGAGGAAAAGCAAUUGCAGAAUGCAGAUCUUCAACGUAAUAUAAAAAUGUUGCAACAACAGUACGAGUGUGAGCGACACAACUCAAAGGCUGCUCUCAAAGCUCAAGAAGCACGAAUGAAAGAACAAGAAAAGGAAAUGAGGGAAGAAAUGAGUCGUGAUCAACAGCAUAUAAAGAAUCAAUUUAAUGAAUUACAAAUGCAAAUCUCAGAAAUACAGAAAAAGUGGAAUGAUAGUAGACAUGAAAAUCAAAUUCUUGAGAGGAAUCUUUUUCAAGUGAAUCAAGAUAAAGAGGCAUUAAAACUCAGCAUUGAAGAGCAAAAGCAAGAGUUAUUACUAAUAAAAUCUAAUCAUCUCAAUUCUUUUAAUGAUCUCAAAGCAGAACUGGAAAAAACACACUUGAAAGAAGUGACAACCUUUAAAAAUAAGAUUGAUGAAAAGGCCAGGGAGCUUGCUGCUAUAACUGAAGAUAAUAAAAUGCAAAAAAUAGAACUUUUAAAUGUAAGCAAAAGUCUUCUUGAAGCUAAUAACAGUAAGAAAGAACUAGAAGAAAUUAAAACAGCCAUGGAGAAGCGAGUUUUACAAUUGAGUCAAAUCAUAGAAGAAAAUAAACAAAAUGCUAGAUCACAGUUAUCAGAGUUGGAAAAAGAAAUGUCCAAAAAAUUGGCUGAUAAAAAUGAUCACAAUAUAUCUUUAUCAAAAGCAGUUGAAGAACAUUUGAUUAAAAUUAAGGAACUAUCAAAAGACCUUGAACAAAAAAAAAACUUUGCUGAAGACUUAAAAUGUAAGUGGGAAUCCUCUGAGUUUAAAUUUUCAAAGCUCUAUAAAGAAAAGUGUGAUGUUGAUAAGGAAUUUUCUGUAUUUAAAAGUUGUGCUGAAAAAAAGGAGAAUGAAAUGGCAGUCAUGCUUGAAAGGUUUGUUGUUUCUGAAAAACUUAUGAAGGAGCAAGAAUGCAAACUUAAAGAUAUUACUGAAAAGUUAAAUGUUGAUUUGCUUAAUUCAAAAAAGGAUUAUCAAGAAUUAACAAUGUCUAUUUCAAAAAAAGAUCAGGAGCUCUUGAAUGCUACAGAGAAAUUGGAAGCACAUGAGAAAAUUGUUUUUGAACUUGAGAACAAGUUGAUGGAGCAAAAUUGUACAUUGCAGCUGCUUUUAACUGAAAAAGAUUCGUUUAAAAGUGACUUUGAGAAGAAGCAACUUGAACUUGUACAUGAAAGAGAUUUGCUUAAAGACGACUUUGAAAAGAAGCAAAGUGAAUUUUUUAUAAUGCUGAAACAAAAAGAUAGUGAUUUAAUACAUUUAACAGAAGAACAUGAAUCACAACAAAAAAAACUUGAUAGUGUUGUUAAAUCCUUGGAACAACUUGCAGAUGAAAAAAUUCAUUUAAAGUCUCAAUUGGAUGAAGUACUUGUUGUUCUUUCUGAAAGAAAGGCUGAAGUUGAAGAAAUGAAGUUAAAGACAUUGGAGAUGCAGAAUGAAGAACAAAUUCGAAAUGAGCAUUUAGCAAAAGUGUUAGAGGAAAAAAAUUUUAAAAUUAUUUCCUUAGAAAGUUAUGAACAAGAAUGUCAAUGUGCAUGGGAAAAAGAGCUAAAAGCAAAGUCAGAUCUACUAACUGAAAACCAAAUAACUAUCUCUGACUUGAAUAAAAAAAUAAAUAAAUUAAUGGCUGACCUAGAAGUUGCAAAUCAGAAGUUUAUUACUGAACAAGAGUUAUACAAAGAAACUGAAAUGCAACAAUUAGUACUUAAAGAUAAAUAUGAACAAUCUCAGCAAGCACUGCAAAAUAAGUGUGCAGAAAUAAGUUCUAUUGAGCAAAUUUUCCAAGAUCAGUAUGGUAUUCUCAAGGAGAGUUUGCAACAUAAAACAGAGAGUUGCAAUGACUUGGUUGAACAAAUUCAAGCUAUGCUAGAGACCCUAAAAGUACUAGAAAGUACUAAAAUGCGUCUUGAAAAUACUAUCUCAAGUUUGGAAGAAGAUAAUGAACAACUAAUCAGUGAAAAGUCAGAGUUGUCUUGCAGACUUGAAGAGAAGGAUUCACAAUUAAAAGAAACAAAUCACAAGUAUGAUGCUAUUUUUAAUCAGUUGAACGAUGUCUCUUUUCUGUUGAGUUCUAAAGAACAGGAGCUUGCAUUAUUGCAGCAAGAUUUUAAAAGAUUAGAACAAAAUAGCAUAUCUAAAGAAAAUGAUUUUAAGGUUUGUAUAGAUGAACUGAAAACAAAAAAUGCAGAAAUUGAUUAUGAACUUUCAUCAAUCAGCAAACAAGCUAGUAUUUUAAAAGAGGAAAAUGAAGUUCUUAAUAAAAACUAUUCUAUGAUAUCAAAAGAUUUUGCUGAAACAAGUGUGUUGCACACUUAUGUUUGUAAUGAAAGAAAUCAGCUUGUUGCAGAUGUUAAAUUGUUAAAGGAAGAGAUAACAGAAGCGAUUGGGCUUAUGCAAAGUAAAGAGUCAUCUUUACAACAAUUAAACUCUGACCAAGAAAGACUACGUGAAGAUUUUCAAAUGAAAACAAAGCUAUAUGAAGAUUUGUUAAGUGAACGCAACCAAACAAAAAAAAAUCUUGAAAAUGCUGAAGAUCAACUUCAACAAGUGACGUUGUUAUUUGAUGAAAAAGUAGAAAAUCUAAAAUCCUUAACUAUAGAGUUUGAAGUUAAAGAAAAAAGCAUGCAAGAGUUGCUGAUUAAUAAAGAAAAAACUAUUAUAGAGUUACAGUCUGUAAUUAAUACAUUACAAAAGCAGCUUUCUACUCUUGAAGAAGAAGUUAUGUUAAGGAAAGAAGAAUUGCGAUGUUCUGUUUUAACUACAGUAAAGCUGCAGGCAAACUUGCAAGAAAAUCAAGAGGAGCUGUCAUUAUUGAAAGAAAGUAAAAAAAAUGCAGACGAACAAGCUGAAGAGCUAAUUUCAAAGAUAAAUUAUUUGGAAAGUGACAUAGUUAAAAAAGAUUUAUUGCUGACUCAUGUUGAAAGUCAGAUGAAAAAAAAUCUGGAUAGUUACGAAGAAAAGAUAUUAGAGAAACAAGAUGAACUGUUUUUAGCAGAAGAAAAAACCAAAGAGUGCCUAGAUGCAUUUGAAAAGAUGAAAGCAAAUUUUUUACAAUUGUCAGAAGAUUUUAAUGUAUGCAUGUCUGAAAAAACUGAUGCGGAAAAGCGUUUAACUAUGUUAAUGAACAAAGUUGAGCUGCAAGAAAGCUCUAUUUCAGAGAAAAAUGAAUUUAUCAAGUUAAGUGAACAGCGAGUAGAUGAAUUAAGCUCACAGUUAAAAAAUGUCCUUAUAUCAAAGCAAGAGCAAGCUGAUGAAUUUUCAUUAAAAUAUAACGAAAUUAAAGAAAAAGCUGCUAAUUAUCUUGAAGAGAUUAACCUCAUUCAGAAAGUAAAGUUAGAUUUAGAAAAAGAUUUGAAAGAUUCCAAAAGACUGUUAGAUUUAAAGGAAAUUGAAAAUAAAAAUAUAAAAGGAAGUCUUAAUUGUUUAACAGAUAAGUUGAAGGAGAAAGAUUCUGAGUUCACAAUUCUUUUAGAACAACAUAACCAAACUAAAGUUUUACUUGAUCAAUCAAACUCUCAUGUUGAAUCAUUAAAAAUAACUCUAUGUGAAACAGAGCAAAGUAAUCAAGAUUUAGAGUUGAGCCUCAAAACAUUAAAAGUUGAUAAGAACAAUCUCAUUGAUAGGAUGAACCAAGAAAUUAAUGCAAAGGUAGAAAGUAAUGUUUUGAUACAAAAUGCUCUGGAUUCUUUGAAUGCUUGCUAUGAAGAAUUACAGAAAAAGUUUUCUAAACAAAUCGAUGCAUUUGAAUCAUUAAGCAAACAAUAUGAUGCAAUUUUGUCUGAAAAAGUUCUUAUUGAGCAAUUACUUUUUACUUCUACUGAACAGAAGACUUUUGCAGAAGGCAUGGUUUUGACUUUAGAAACAAAAUGUGCUUCAAUAGAAAGAGAAAAAUUAACAGUUAUUAAAAUGAAUGUUGAUCUUAAAGAGGAAAUUGAUUUGUGUAAAUCAGAAUUGGAAAUUUAUAAAAUGCAGAAAGCAGACUCUGUAAGUUUAUUAUCAAAGCGUGAUGAGCUAGUAAAAAGUCUUUAUGAGGAUAUUAAAAAUCUGCAAAACGAUCUUGAGUCAAAAAUAGAAGAAAUGAUUGAAAUGGAGCAAUCUUUUGCUAAAGAAAAGAGUGAAUAUCAAGAUACGUUAUUGCAACUUGAAAACACCGUCUUUGCUAAAGAGUUUGAAAUUAAAACUCUACAAAGUGAGAAAGAACUUAUGAAAAAUAAGUAUAAUAAAAAUGCAGAAAUGGUUAUUUGCCUAACAGAAGAAAUUAAAAAAAAAGAUGAUGUGCUUGUUAACAUGAAGUUGAAAUCAGAAACGGAAAUGCAAAGUUAUGUUUAUCAGAUAGAAAAACUGAACGAAGAAAUAAAACUAUUAGAGUUAAAGUUACAUGACCAUUCAGCUGAUUUAAAAGUUAAAAGUGAUACAAUUCAAGAUCUUAGAUUCUCACUGUUAGCAAGUCAAGAGAAAAAUGAUGCACUCAAGGAAGAAAAGGAGGCUGAAAUAAAAGAUAAAAUUGCCAUAAUAGAUUCUAAAGACACUGAAAUAGUUGAGAUGCAAAUGACAAUGAACAUUGUGAAGAAUCAGUUAGAACAUGUUACUUUACAAUUUAAUGAGUCGUGUCUGCAAUUUGAUGUGUUAAUUAAACAAAAGGUUGAGCUACAAAGUCAAUAUGAUAUUUUGACUAAUAAUGUCGCUCUUAAAGAUAAAUUAAAUGCUGAACUAAAAAAAAUUGCAGAUGAAGAAAAGACAUUAUUUGAAACUAAAAUGCAACAAACCAUUGAAGCAUUUCAGCUUGAAAAAAAACUGUUGAUUGAGGAACAAUUUAUAAUGAGUAAAACUUUAGAAACAAGCAAAGAAAAGAUAAAUUGUUUACAGAAUGAGAUUUUAAUUUUAAAAGAAAGUUUUUCUCUAACCAACCAAGAGUUAUUUGAAAAAAAUGAAGAAUGCAAAAUUUUAAAUUUAAAAUAUGAGGAAAACUUAAAAACUGAGAAAAUGCAUAAAGAUUCUAUAAACGAAUUAACUUCUAAUAAUUGUACACUUCAAAAUGAAAAACAGAAUUUGAUUGCAGAAGUUGGAAAAUUGCAAAACUUUUGUAAUGAAAAUAAAAAGUUUAUUGAAACAUUAUUUAAUGAAAAAGAAGAUUUGACAUCCCAACUGAACACUCUAACAUGUGAUAGAGAUAGAAUUUUUAUAGAAAGCAACAAUAAGUCAGAAGAAGUUAGUAAGCUGCACUGUCAAUUAAAUGAUGUCACAAACCAACAUUGUGUUUACACUGAAUCACUCAAUCAGUCACUUGAGAAGUACAAGGUUAAAGAAGUUGAGUUUUUAGAGUUUAUAUCAGCUUUAGAAGUUAAAAACAGUAUUUUAAACGCAACAAACACAAAUCUUAAACAAACAUGCGAAGAUCUAAAGUCUUGCCUGCAAAAAACCUUUGUAAGUUUUACAGAUCUCAAUAAUUUACUGAAUGAAAAAGAAAAUGAUAAGGAAACUAUUGAAAAUAGUUUUUGUGAUGUGCAAGAAUUUAUGAAAACACUUUCAGGUAUUCAUAACCAACUUGUUCAUAAGUUUAAAAAAAUGCAAAAGAAAGAAAAAACUGCAUUUCUUGAAAAAGAGAAUUCACAAAAAGUAUUUGAUGAACUUAAUUUUGAAUAUAAGAAACAAUUGGAGCAUCUCGUAUUGCUUCAACAAGAGUUACAGAAUGUUCAAAAGGACUUAGAAGUUGCUACUAUUGAAAAGAAUGAACUAUUUGUAAAAUCAAAAGAAUUAGAAUUGUCAAAAAGUCAAAUUGAGAAUGAAUUGGAAUUAAGUACAGCUAGUUGUCAGCAUUUAUCUAAAAUAGAAGAAAUGUUGGAAAGUAAAACAAGCGAAUUAGAGGACACUAAAGAUAAGCUUAGCAAACAAAAAGUUGCUCAUACAGAAAAAGAAGCAGAAUUUGAUUUAGAAAAACAAUCUUUCAUAAAUACAUUAAGCGCAAUUGAAAAAGAAAAAGUUUGUCUUGAAGAAAACCUGAACAAGAAAGAUCAAUUAUUGAAUGAGUUACAACUUAAACUAAACUGUGCUGAAAAAAACUUAGUUUUUUCAGAAGAACAAUUUCAAGAACAAAAAAAGAGUUGUGAUAAUUUUAUAAGUGAGCAUCGGUUUCUUCAGGAGAGUAUAAAAAACCUACAACUAGUACUUGAUGAGAAAAUUUUAAAUAUCUCAGCAUUAGAAAGUAAAUUAAAAGAUGUUAUUGAAGAAAGAUCUCUAGUAAAUACAAGGUUAGAAGAGUUAAGAGAUUCAUAUGAGAAUGUGAUGUCGUCUAUGCUAAAUUUGCAAAAUGAAUCCUUAAGUCUAAAGAAGGAAAAAGAGCAGCUUUAUGAAAAAAAUAACACCUAUAUAAAUGAUUUGUCGUCUGCUGAAGUUUUAAUAGAACAACUAAAUGAAAAAAUUGAAAAUUUGGCAAAUGAUUACAAAAGUUGCGAAAAAGAAAAGACUAACAUGCAAGAGAUGAACAGUCAAAAAGAGUUUCAAGUUUUACAUUUAAAAGAGGAAUUAUCGUUAAAGGAAAAAAAUUUAGAAGUAGUUAAUCAAUCCCAAAAUGAAUUAAAAGGCGAACUGGAAGAAUGGAAGCACAAAGCAGCAAAAGCUCAAAAUAUAAUAGAGUGUCUUAAUACAGAUUUGUUAAAGUAUGAAAAAAGCAUAGCUCUAAAAGAACUGGAUAUUUUAGAAAAAAGUGAGUUAAUUUCUAGUGAAAAGAAAGAAAAGGAAAAUUUACAGCUUCAGCAGCAGAAAAUAAUGGAAAAGUUGGACUCAGUGAUGAAUGAAAAUUCUGAAAAAACUAUCACAUUAGAAGAACUAAAAAAAUCAUUGCUUGAAAUCCAAUGUAGCAAUCAAAAAUUAUUUGAACAAACUGAAAUAUUGAGCAGCAAAAAUGUUAUAAUUGAAAAGGAGCUUUCAGAAAAUAAACAGCUUUAUGAUAAAUUGUAUGAUGACUUUAACAAGAAAGAAAAAAGCUUAAACGAGUAUCAGCAUGAGAACACAGAGUUAAAAGCACAAUUAACAGUCUCAGCUAAAUAUAUUUCUGAUUUAUCUUUAUCUAUUAAAAUCAACGAAGAGAAAAUUGAUGGUUUGACUAAAGAAAAAGAUGAACUUGUGAUUAGUAAAACUGACUUAAGGGAACAGUUGGAUAAUAUUUUUUCUGAAAUUCAAAAAAAAGAUAGCUUGUAUAUUGAUAUUAAAAAUGAAAAAGAAGUUUUGCAAGGACAAAUUGAAUCAGUAAAAAGAGAGUUGGGUCUUAUAGAAGAAUUAUUGUCAUUUAAAGAUGAAAAAAUUUUAAGUUUAACAAAUCAUUAUGAAGCGAAAAAUAUGAAGUACAAAUCACAGUUAAAAGAAAUAAAUAUCCUAAAAGAAAAUUUGUUAAAUAUCAAAACAAAAUUGGAAACAGAGCUCAAUAGUUUAAAACAAUCUUUUCAAUAUUUGCAAACAGAAAAAGAUGAGCUUACUGAGCAGUUGUCAAUAACAUUUAAAAAUUUAUCUGAAUAUAAAGAAACACACCUAAGUACUUUAAAAGAAAAAGAUGACCUAAAUGCAGAGUUUAAAAAGUUGCAAGAGGAGUUUAAAGAUGCCAAAGAAUCUUUAGAGUACAUCAGUACUGUUAAAGAUGAAUACAAAAAUCAAUUUCAACUUAAAAGUGAAGAGUUUGAUAAGUUAAAAGAAAAGCAUCUUGAAGAAAUAAAAAUACUGAAUGCAACAAUUAUAGCAAUGAAUGUAAAGAAAGAACAGACAAAAGUGCAUCUUGAUACUUUAAUAGAAGAAAAGAUUGUUUUAGAUGAAGAGUUACGAGCCAAAAUAAAUGAAGUUCUUCUUCUUAAAGAAUCUGCGGAGAAAUAUACUCUUGAAAUAGCACGACUAGAAAAUGUUUAUAGUCAUGAACUUGAUAAAAAUGAUUUACUCAAUGCUGAUAUAUCCCACUUGAAAAUUAGUGUAGAUGAAAUUAAGGCAGUGCUUGACAACGAAAGAAAAGCAGCAAUGAAUAUUCAAAUUAAGUUGGAUAAAGCUAAUCAAACAGUUCAAAACCUAGAAAAAGAUCUUGCAACUAUUUCAAAUAAUCUUUUGCUUAAAACCAAAGAAUGUAAUGGAAUCUCUGAAAAGCUUACUUCUGUGUUCUUAGAAUUAAGUUAUGAAAAAGAGAAAAAUAUAUCUAAGCAAUCAAAGUUAGAUCAAAUAAAAAAUACUUUGUUACAAAACAGAGUUAAGCAUAGUGAUGUGGAUUCUGAUGAUUCUAUAGAUUUCAGCUCCCUUAUUCUACAGCUUCAAGAAAAAGUUGCUAUUUUAGAAAGAGAUCAGAAUCGAGCCAUUGAGAAAGCAGUAGAUGAAGAGCGCACACGUAUUGUGGAAGCUUCAAAAAAGUUUGUUCUCGAACGUGAAAAUGAAAAUGAAAAGAGAAACCAAGACCUUUUUGAUGAAAUAGAAGCAAAAAAUAAAAAAAUUGAAAAUCUGCUUAAAAAAGUUAAUCACCUAGAGGAGCAUUGUAAAGAAUACAAAUUCACAAUUGAAAAAGAAAAACAAGCAUAUAUGGAAGUUGUUAGACAGUGUGAAGAUCAUUUGAAAACAAACUCCACAGAAACAAAAGCUAAUAAUUUUAAUGUUGAUGAAUUGCAUGAGUUACAAGAAAGGAUGAAUUUAAUCAAAGAGCAAAAUGAAAAUCUAAAAUCUGAUCUUAUCAAAACUGUGAGCAACUAUGAGAAAGAACAAUCUAAGGAAACUCGUAGAUAUGAAAUUUUAAAAGAAGAAUUUAAUACUUUAAAAGCUUUAUAUAAUGUACAGGAUGCUGAUCUUAAAAAACUCCAUCUUAUAGCUAAAGAGCCAGUUAGUAAUUUAAAGCAAAUAGAUAGUUUGCGAGAAAGUCUAUCUAAGUGCAAGGAGGAGAACACUGAAUUUAUGUUAAAAAAUGAUGAACUUGAAAAAAAAUAUAAAAUAAUGACUAAAGAAAAAGAUAAAGAAAUUUCCUCAUUAAAUAAACAAAUCUCCUUGUCAAUGGAAAAUAAUGAGUGUUUGCAGAAACAAAUAAAAGAACUUUUAUUAAAAAUAGCAGAGUUUGAAAAGCUAUUUAAAGCUAGUAAUUCUUUGAUGAAAGUAAGUUUAGUAUCUCCGAUUACUAAAUCUUUGUCUAGUUUGAAAGUUUUAUCAAGCGAGGAAGAGGAAUGUCUUACUACGAAAUCCAUUCAUACUCCAAAACGAACAACACAAGAUCCUUCAACAGAUACCUCAGCUAAAAGGAGUCGCCUGACUAGUGUAAAAGAAGAAGUUAGUGAGCCAAAACGAAAGGAAUCAUCAACAAGUCAUACACACUCUAGGAGAAGAAAAUCUUUACGAUUAGCUGCUAAACCUUAUGCCAAAGAUUUGAGUUCUUCAGACGAAGAUUUGCUUAAUAAACCAGCAAGCUUAUGUGACAAAGAGAAUAUAGCUGCCACUUCAGCCGUCUCAUAUUUACAAUCGGACUCUGCUUUUGGUCUAGUUUCUGCACCAUUGUCCCCUGUCAGAAAUAAAAAUCAAAACUCGUCAAUUGUUAGAAGUAAAAAAAUUCCGCAAGAAGUUAAGGUUUUACAUAGCCCUGUCACAACUCGUGUGACGCGCUCAAAAAGUGGAAGUUCGUUAAAAGUUGAACCAACGGUUGUCAAUAAUCGAUCUGCAAGUGUUGCAAAUAGUAGCGAUGCUGUAAAUAAAAUAGACGCGCGUAAAAUUCUAAAGACAGAUCUUGGAUCUGACGAUGAAAAAUGUAAUAUGCAAUAGUUUUAAUUUUUGAAUUCGCUAUAGUGUUUCUAAGAAAUUUGAUAUGUAUUUUUUUUAAAUAAGUAUUUUUGUAAUAAGAAUAUAAAAUAAAUGUUUAAGUAUUUACUAUUUAAUGAUAAUAACUUAAAUAUGAACUUAUGAGUUAUUUAUAAAUGGUAAACUUAUAUUUGUUUUCAGUGUGUUAUUUGUUUUUCUCACGAAUUCUUGCGAUUAAAAAAAUAAGUUUUGGAGAGUAGUAAAUAAAGUUAA